Molecule: messenger RNA, 3414 nt
Organism: Labeo rohita (rohu)
Lineage: Eukaryota; Metazoa; Chordata; Actinopteri; Cypriniformes; Cyprinidae
Gene: tbc1d2
Product: TBC1 domain family, member 2
Exons: 14
Coding region: 158-2950 (930 amino acids)
Source: RefSeq, a predicted model, not a curated record
UUUCCUGAUUUCCUUAAGGGACUCGCUGUGAGAAAUUUGAGUCAUUCAAGAAGGAAGUGCAGCAGUGUGCGGGUUGUUUAGAUCUGUAAGUACCAUAUGAAACGCGCCCUGGACAGACACAUGGAGUAAACAACAUUUGAGCUUUUCAACAGAGAAGAUGGAGAGCGAGGGAAACUCCAGGAAUCCACCUCUACCGGAUGUGCACAUAACUCCUGCAGAUGAGUGUGUCAGCUCUGAGGAGACCCCAAAACAGAGUUUGAGUCAUUCAGAUGAGGCUCAGGAUAAGAAAGACACUCAGAUCAAUGCUGCUGAGAGUGAUGGGACCUCUGCCACCCUCAGAGGAACACCCACUCCUCCCAACACUAAACUAUGUGGCUACCUCAACAAGCAAGGUGGACCUCUCAGAGCCUGGAAGUCCCGCUGGUUUGUCUAUGAGGAAAAGAGCUGUCAGCUGUUUUACUACCGCAUGGCACAGGAUAUCAAUCCCCUGGGCAAGGUGGAUCUGUCUCGUGCCACAUUCAGUUACCCGCUGCAGGGAGAGGAGGGAACCUUUCAUAUACAGACACCAGAGCGCACCGUCAUUCUUAAGGCACAUAACAAGGAUGCCCGAAUGUACUGGUUGCAGCAGCUGCAGUUGAAACGUACGUUAUACAGGGAGCAGCAUGCUGAACUUCAGUCCAUACCCAGACCAGACAACCACAAAUUAGAAAGCACUCCAUCAGCAAACAACUGCCGUGCUGACUUCUUGCCCAUGGUGAAGACGCCUUCUGGUCUGGUGGGUGAAGAAGCUGCCAGUCUGCCUGCACCAGGAUUAAACAACCCGCUCAAUAUGUCAAUCAAACAUCCACUAAUUGAGCUCCAGAACACAAUAAACAGUUUCCGUAACCGGCACUCACAGGAAAUUAGACAAAGUGUUUUCCAUAUUGACGACCCAACAGACACCCAAAAAACACCCUCAUCUAAAACAUCCACUUUAGCAGCUCCCACACCCAGUUCAUCUCAAAGCCCAGAAUCCCCUGCUAGGUCUGAGAAAGAUCUCUCCACCAUUUUACCAGUCAGAAAGAAUAGCAAAGAAACUAAAGAGCUCAAGGACACAUCUCGACUUCAACAUGAAAAACUUUUCCUGGCAGAAGAGGUCAAAGCACAGAAGGAGUUGGUGUUGCUGUUGCAUAAGGUGCUGGAAGCCGCUCAGCUGGAGAAACGCACCUGUUCUCAGUUUCUAGCCGCGGAGGGGGAGCAGGAGAGAUUGGAGCUCCUCAGGCAUGGUGAGCGGCGUGCGGCCGAAUUGCGAGACCAUCUGGAGUCCCUGCAGCAAGAGAACGAGAACCUACGGAGGGAUCUGAAACAGAGGGAUGCACAAAUCGCUGCACUCCAGGAGAGUAUUCAGCUCCUGGUGCAAAAGAAUCAGACAAAACAGGAAGUGAUAGUGAAGCUGUCUGAGAAGUUAGCCGUCUGUGGGGAAGACCAGCAGAGCACCAGUGGUCUGCAGUCAGAGGCCUUAAAACAACUAACAGUCGAGAAUGAGAAUUUGAAAGAUGAUUUAAAGGCAUAUAAAACUCAGAACCAGUACCUAAACUCUGAGAUCUACCAUCUGACGACGCUUUGGAGAAAAAGUUCUGAACAGGAGCAAAGUCUGAUAGUAAAGUGUGCUGUUCUGGAGGCCAAUAGCUGUCAGAUGGAAAGCAGAUACUUGGGAAUCCUCCAGACACUCCAGGAUAGUAAAGAACUGAAUCCAGAACAGAGAGAAGCAGUCAAGAAGGUGGUUAAGGAUGCAGUUCGGGCAGACCUGAGCACUGCCGUCAAACUAAACUCAAUCAGGGAUUACGAUGAAUAUGGAUUUAAGAUUGCAAUGGACUAUAGAGUUGAGGACCUAAAGCUCCUUGCUAAGAUCCAGCCCUUUGAGAUCCGAUCCCAAAACCUCCUCAACCAGGAGGAAUGCGACGGGGCGUUUUUGGCUCGUUGCACUCAGCUCCUGUUCGGACGUCCUGAAGGAGAACUAUCUUCGUCCACAGAAUUGAAGAAUCUUCUCCGGACGGGUUUACCGCGCGAGUACCGUGCGAGGGUUUGGCGUUUUAUGAUACAGACUAGGACCAAGUCUCUUAAAGAGCGUCAUCCCGUCCGCUAUCAGGAACUGUGCGAGAAGAGCAGAACCUCACCUCACCUGGUGCCCAGACAGAUCCAGCUGGACCUGGAUCGCACGCUGACCUCCAAUCAAUUCUUCUCCCCUCCUUCAAGCCCCUUAAUUCAGAAGCUGGAGAGAGUUCUACAGGCAUUCUCAUGGCAAAACCCCACCAUCGGCUACGUGCAGGGAUUCAACAGAUUGGCGGCCAUUGCUCUGCUGGUACUACAGGAAGAGGAGGAUGCCUUCUGGUGCUUGGUAGUGAUCGUGGAGUACAUCAUGCCUCAAAAUUACUACACUAAAGACCUGGUUGGCUGUCAGGCCGAUCAGCGUGUACUAAAGGACCUCAUGUCUGAGAAGCUGCCUCGACUUACGGCUCAUCUGGAAGCGCUAAAAGUAGACAUUUCACUCAUAACUGUUGAAUGGUUCCUGGUGUUGUUUGUUGAGUGUCUGUCUACACGCAUACUGUUUAAAGUAUGGGACGCCUUUCUGUAUGAGGGCAUCAAGGUGAUAUUCCGAUACGCACUGGCUCUUUUCAAAUACAGAGAGGAAGCCAUCUUAAAGAUCAAUGACAGUUCUGAGAUGUACCAGUAUCUCCGCAUCUUCCCCAGCACCAUUGCAGAUGGAAGGAAGCUGACAAGCAUCGCCUUCAACGAUAUGAACCCACUGCCCAUGAAGCUGCUACAGAACCGACGCGCCGCGCAUCUGGAACGCCUCCACGCUGAGAUUAAAGAGCUGGAGAACUUACGGAAAGCAUACAAAGCUGAACACGUCCAGUGCAAAGACAAAGAACUGGACACCCUGGCUAGUGAAGAUGAAGAGGAGGUAUAAGACAUCAAACAUAAGCUCUUGAUGCUUAAUGAGCAACGCUAAAAACAAAGAACUCUAUUUAUUCACCCUCAUGUUGUUCCAAACACAAGUAUCAGUAAUUUUUCCAUUUAAAGGGAGUGAAUGCAGAGUGAAUUCUGGAUCGAUGGAUCCAAAAAUGACAACAAAGCACAAUAAAAUAAUCUGUGUAACUACAGUUGAGGUCAAAAGUUUACAUACACCUUGCAGAAUCGGUUAUUUUUUAUUUAGUUCUGACCUGAAUAAGAUAUUUCACAUAAAUGACGUAGUCCACAAGAGAAAAUACCUGAAUUUGUAAAAAGUAAAAACGACCCCAUUUAAGUUUACAUACUUUUGAUUCUUAAUACUGUGUUGUUACCUGAAUUAUCAACAGCUGUUUUUUUUGUAUUUUUGUUUAGUGAUAGUUGUUCAUGAGUCUCUUUUUUGUCUUGAACAUUUAAACUGUCCAC